Messenger RNA from Opisthorchis viverrini, 223 nucleotides. RefSeq lists its product as hypothetical. NCBI's taxonomy places the organism in Eukaryota, Metazoa, Platyhelminthes, Trematoda, Opisthorchiida, Opisthorchiidae. The transcript has a single exon. The annotation marks the transcript as partial. The record is from RefSeq and is a predicted model, not a curated record.
AUGCUACGUCAUCCCGUGGUCAUACUUAGCCAGUUCUGCAUUCCCUUCACUCUAUGCCUGAUUGCAUUGUUCAUCUUCCGUCAUCUUACGACCAUGACACAUUCGGAUGAUCCCUGUCUAGCACUCUCACUAGCACCGUACGGUAGUGGAUUGAUUGUGACAUUCGCCAAUGAGGCGAAUGAUACGUCCUCAGACGCUUCCGCCUCAAUAUCCGAGCAGAUGC